UGCUAUAAAUAAUAUCUCUCUGAGAACAAAAUUUUCAUGCUAACGAAUACUACCUUUCAUAUUCGAUAUCCUUCCUUCCUUCCUCCCAAAUCCAAAUGGCUUCAAGGGAAGAAGAUCACAAGGUUAGUUAUGAUUAUUGUAAGCAACAAAUCCUCUCACUUCCCAAAGAGAAAGGGUUAUCAAUCCAAGAUUUAUAUUUUUUCCAAAGUUUUUGGUGUCCACCAAUAUUAAUCCAACCUAUAAACUCUUUUCAAAAUAAUUUUCAAACCAAAGAUAGUGAUGUUAUUGUUGCAUCCAUGCCAAAAGCAGGCACCACUUGGCUAAAAGCUUUAACAUAUGCAAUUGUUAAUCGCCACUCACUAGAGAUGCAUGACCAUCCAUUACUUAAAUCAAAUUCCCAUGAAUUGGUGCCUUACUUUGAAUUUAACAUAUAUGGUGAUAACUUAGAUCAAACUCCUCUAAUUGACCUAUCAAACAUGGCUGAACCAAGACUUUUUGGAACUCAUAUUCCAUUUAAUUCCUUGGCCAAGUCAAUUAAGGAAUCCAAUUGUAAGAUCAUUUAUAUAUGUAGGAAUCCACUUGACACUUUUAUUUCCACUUGGUUUUUUAUCAAUAAAAUUAGAUCAAAUGAAUCUUUACCUAUGUUGAACUUAGAGGAAGCAUUUGAAAUGUAUUGUAAGGGGAGAAAUCUAUCUGGUCCUUUUUGGAACCACAUGUUGGGUUACUACAAGGAGAGCAUAGCUAGACCAGGCAAGGUUUUAUUCUUGAACUAUGAAGAACUUAAACAAGAUGCCAAUUAUCAAGUGAAAAGAAUUGCAGAAUUCUUGGGUUGUCCUUUUACUCAAGAAGAGGAAAGUAAUAGAAUGAUUCAAAAUAUUAUUAAUUUAUGUUGCUUUGAAAAUAUGAAGGAUCAAGAAGUAAAUAAAUUUGGAGUUUUGUCAUCGAGAUAUGAGAAAAAACACCUCUUUCGAAAGGCCGAAAUAGGAGAUUGGAAAAAUUAUCUUUCCCGUUCAAUGGUAGAAAAAAUAUCCAAAAUCACAAAAGAAAUGUUAGGAGGUCUCUCAUUUGAAGUUUGUCGAAGUAUUGAUCAAUGAUUACUUUAUGUAUAAGUUGUUUUGUAUUAAGAAGUUCAUUGUUGUUGUAAGAACCGUGCAUUUGGCUGAAAUGUGUGACACAAUUGUUAAUUGUACAAAGAAGUGAUUUUUAGACAAUUACUUGUACUACAAGCUAUUGUACUUUUGUGUAACUAAUUAACCACUUGACGGUUAAUUGGUUAUGCAUUUAGUUAGUUAAGCUUGUCGGGGAAUAGCUUGCUCUAGUUACACUUGUAUAGGAUCAAAUAAUCUAUAUAUAUUGAUCCUAUCUCACUUGUAAAAUUAGAUUGGUGAAUAAUGAAUUUUCUACUUUUAAAC
Messenger RNA from Medicago truncatula (barrel medic), 1412 nucleotides. RefSeq names its product cytosolic sulfotransferase 15. The record is from RefSeq and is a predicted model, not a curated record. Bases 96 to 1094 code for a protein of 332 amino acids. The transcript has a single exon. Gene Ontology annotation, molecular function: sulfotransferase activity. NCBI's taxonomy places the organism in Eukaryota, Viridiplantae, Streptophyta, Magnoliopsida, Fabales, Fabaceae.